AUGGUUGAAGCCGCCGUUAGGGGAUGGCGUGAUAAUAGUGACAUCUUAAGUAGGACAACUGUGGAAGAAAGAAUACUUCAUGUUCUUAAUCUUGGUUUUGGAUAUGAUCCUAGUACAAAGAGGUUCACUGCAACUAAUGAAGUAUGGGACGAAUACCUUAAGAUGAGCUUCCUAAAUACCGCUCACCCAAAUGACACUGACCUACGUUAUGGGACAUAUGAAGAUUAUGAGGACUUGGAAAUUGCUAUUGGGAAUGGUGUAGCGGUUGGGAAAAACUCGAUUGGGUUGGGUGGUGACGUUACUGAUGCAAGAACAUUAGUUGUUGAAGAAGGUAGAAAGGUAUGCAUAGAAGACUUUGAUUAUGAUAUAGAAAACGAAGCAUUUGUUAAACCAACUGAAGAUAAUCCAUCAGCUCAUCCAACAUCUCCCCUUCAAUCCCCUGAAAAUUUAGAGAUUCCAAGGCGAGGAACUACCCAAAACAAAAGAAGUAGAGCCGAGUAUGAAGGAAAUUCUAACUCAACUAGAGGCACCCCUCAAAGUGGCGUUAUGGAGAAGCUUGAUAAACUUCAUUUUGGUUUUGAAUCUAUGAUUACCUUACUAGAGAAAAGAGACCGAAAAAGUAAAAUUUGGGAUGCCAUCAAGGAGAUCCCAAACUUGAAUGAAGCUACUUGUUUCACUGCUCUUGAGUUGCUUGAUACCAAAACAAAAAAAGAUGCAUUCUUCAAUAUGUCUCCUCAAGAGCGGUCAAAUUGGAUAUUCCACAAGAUGGGAGGAUUCUAG
Molecule: messenger RNA, 780 nt
Organism: Fragaria vesca subsp. vesca
Lineage: Eukaryota; Viridiplantae; Streptophyta; Magnoliopsida; Rosales; Rosaceae
Exons: 3
Coding region: 1-780 (259 amino acids)
Source: RefSeq, a predicted model, not a curated record